Humulus lupulus (European hop) is the source of this 1490-nucleotide messenger RNA. Its product is annotated as small ribosomal subunit protein cS22-like. Gene Ontology annotation, molecular function: mRNA binding. NCBI's taxonomy places the organism in Eukaryota, Viridiplantae, Streptophyta, Magnoliopsida, Rosales, Cannabaceae. The record is from RefSeq and is a predicted model, not a curated record. Bases 54 to 947 code for a protein of 297 amino acids. Gene Ontology annotation, cellular component: cytosol. The transcript has 5 exons.
AUCGAAUUCAUUAUCCCUUCCAUUUCGAGUCUCGAAGCUCAGAGUUGGCAACCAUGGCUUCUCUCCGCCUUCUUUGCUCCCCUACUGCUACUACGACAUGUUUUCUCAUAGAACGACAACUCCUUCUCACACCUCUUUCCUUCCCCGUCAACACUCAAUCCCAUUCCUAUUCCCAUAUCUCUGUUUCUUGCUUUAUUCCUUGUAGGUUUCCUCUUUCCCAUACUACCAACUCUCUUAAACUUCCAGUUACGACCAACAGAGUCAAUAACGAUUUCCUUCUCCAUUUCUCUUCCACUUCCCAAGAGAAAUCUCUCGAGUCUUCUCCGUUAAGUGGUGUCAGUGAAAGUGAAGAGCUUGAGACGAAGGAAGUUCAUAAAGACAAAUUGUAUGCCGAGAAUGUGCCUUUGGAUUACACUUCCCAAGAUGUUCGUGCUCUUUUUCAGAAGUACGGGACUGUUGUAGACGUAACGCUUCCUAAGAAUCCCAAAAACAGGGGCAUAGCAUUUGUUACAAUGGCUUCACCAGAGGAGGCUCUUGCCGCUCUUAAUAAUCUCCAAUCGCGUGAAGUGGAGGGUGGAGUUUUAAAAAUUGCCUAUUGCAGAAAGAGGCGAGAAGUGACAUUCAAUUUGUUUGUUGGGAAUUUGUCAUUUGAAGCUACAGAUAAAGAUCUCAAAGAGUUCUUUAACGAUGAGGGUCAUAGUGUAGUUUCCACUGAAGUUAUAUUCCGCGAAACUAUCCAAAAGUCCUUGGUAUAUGGAUACGUGUCCUUCAAAUCAAAGAAAGAAGCUGAGGCAGCUCUAAUUUCUGUUCAAGGAAAGGUGUUUAUGGGAAGACCGAUUCGAAUAGAACGCAGUAAAUAUUUUAUUAGAAACAGACAACAAGCCACAGAGAGUGCAGAUUCUGAAGUUACUUCCCCGGAGUUGAUCACUAGUGUAGAAGAAGCAUAAAUUGCUGAUUAAGUAUAGAUGUGAGAUUUUGGUCAAUAGUGACAUCAGUUUGAUUGGAAGGAGAAGCUUGAAGAGGGCUGAGUUUGUUGCAGGCGAGAAGUUAGGUCAAGGGUGUUUAUUCUGGUGCUGCUAUUGUUCCUAAAAAUUUGAAUCUUGAAGAGUAGAGAGGAAAAGCCAAAACAAAAAAGUUUGAUAGCAGGUUCAAGGAAAAAGUCGCUGUUUAAAAUGGUAACCUUUAUAUAGUUAAUUUCAAUCAUAAAAUGUUUUUUCAGAGCUUAGCAAAAGCUUCUUUUAGUUCCCAUUUUGGGUUUAUUAUAGUUAUCAUUUAAAUAUCAUUAUUGCCAGUUAAUGUUCAUUUCCCUGUGUAUGCAUUCUUUCAAUUUUACUGUAAGUUAGUGUUGAUCAUCCUAUCUUGCUUUUGCUUUGUUGGCCUUUUGAAGUUAACAUGCUGUAUGUUCUUACAUUGAAACCUUGAAUGUGUACAAGUUGUAUAUGAUUCACUAUUGGCUAGCUCUGAUUAUGAUUGGAUUCAAAUCUGGGUUC